This is a messenger RNA of Saccharomyces eubayanus, 2304 nucleotides long. It is a transcript of the gene TOP1, whose product is annotated as DNA topoisomerase 1. Gene Ontology annotation, biological process: DNA replication; DNA topological change; chromosome segregation. Bases 1 to 2304 code for a protein of 767 amino acids. Gene Ontology annotation, molecular function: DNA topoisomerase type I (single strand cut, ATP-independent) activity; DNA binding. NCBI's taxonomy places the organism in Eukaryota, Fungi, Ascomycota, Saccharomycetes, Saccharomycetales, Saccharomycetaceae. The record is from RefSeq and is a predicted model, not a curated record. Gene Ontology annotation, cellular component: chromosome; nucleolus. The transcript has a single exon.
AUGACCAUCGCUGCUGCUUCGAAAGUUAAACGUGACUUAUCUUCAGAUGAUGAUGACGACGUCCCACUGUCCCAAACCUUGAGGAAAAGAAAGAUUGAUUCCGCCAGUUCUGCCUCUUCCCAUGACGAUGCUGACCCUUAUGACAGUGAUGAGGCCAUCUCUAAAAUUUCAAAGAAAAAAAAAACCAAAAGAAUAAAGACUGAACCAUUGUCAUCGCCACCGUCGCCAAAAAAGAAAACUACGACACCAAAACCUAAGAAGAUCAAGAAGGAAAAUAGCGAUGUCAAGGUAAAGGCAACUAAGAAGAAAAAAGAACAAAAGAAGAAACAGGAAGAAGAGGACCAAGAGGCGGAAGACCAAAAAUUAAAGGAUGAAGAGGACGAAUAUAAAUGGUGGGAAAAGGAAAACGAAGAUGACACCAUAAAAUGGGCCACGCUCAAACAUAACGGUGUCAUAUUUCCUCCACCGUACCAACCUUUACCAUCUCACAUUAAACUAUACUACGACGGCAACCCAGUAGACCUACCUCCACAAGCUGAGGAGGUGGCCGGGUUCUUCGCUGCGUUAUUAGAAAGUGACCAUGCCAAGAAUCCUGUUUUUCAGAAAAAUUUCUUUAACGAUUUCUUACAGGUGUUGAAGGAAAACGGUGGUACCCUAAAUAACGUUGAACUAAAGGAGUUUUCUCGUUGUGAUUUCACCAAGAUGUUCGACUAUUUCCAAGUGCAAAAGGAACAGAAAAAGCAAUUGACAUCUCAAGAAAAAAAACAGAUCCGUUUGGAGAGAGAAAAGUUUGAAGAAGACUACAAAUUCUGUGAGUUGGAUGGCAGGAAGGAGCAAGUAGGGAAUUUCAAAGUAGAACCCCCCGAUUUAUUUAGGGGCCGUGGUGCUCACCCCAAGACCGGUAAACUGAAAAGAAGAGUUAAUCCUGAAGACAUCGUUUUGAACCUAAGCAAAGACGCUCCUAUCCCACCUGCCCCAGAGGGACACAAAUGGGGGGAAAUAAGACAUGACAACACCGUCCAAUGGUUGGCCAUGUGGAGAGAGAAUAUCUUCAAUUCCUUCAAGUACGUCAGGUUGGCGGCAAAUUCAUCGUUAAAGGGUCAAAGUGACUUCAAGAAAUUUGAGAAGGCAAGACAACUAAAAUCUCACAUCGACGCCAUUAGAAGAGACUACACAAGAAACUUGAAGAGUAAAGUCAUGCUAGAGCGUCAAAAAGCUGUUGCCAUUUAUUUGAUUGACGUCUUUGCCCUAAGAGCUGGUGGUGAAAAAUCUGAAGAUGAGGCUGACACCGUGGGGUGUUGUUCAUUGAGAUACGAACACGUUACUUUGAAACCCCCAAAUACUGUUAUUUUUGAUUUUCUUGGUAAAGAUUCCAUUAGAUUCUAUCAAGAGGUGGAAGUGGACAAACAAGUUUUUAAAAAUCUAACAAUCUUCAAGAGACCACCCAAGCAACCGGGUCACCAAUUAUUUGACCGUCUAGACCCAUCCAUACUGAACAAGUAUCUGCAAAACUAUAUGCCGGGACUGACUGCCAAAGUUUUCCGUACUUACAAUGCUUCCAAGACCAUGCAAGACCAGUUGGAUUUGAUUCCAAAUAAAGGUUCUGUGGCAGAGAAAUUACUGAAGUAUAACGCAGCUAAUAGGACUGUCGCUAUCUUAUGUAACCAUCAAAGGACUGUCACCAAAGGGCAUGCACAAACGGUGGAAAAGGCCAGCAAUAGGAUACAAGAACUAGAAUGGCAAAAAGUUCGCUGCAAAAGGGCCAUUUUACAGCUGGACAAGGGUCUCUUGAAAAAGGAACCAAAAUAUUUCGAAGAAAUCGAAGAUUUAACAAAAGAGGAUGAAGCUACCAUUCAUAAAAGAAUUAUUGACAGAGAAAUUGAAAAGUGCCAGCGGAAAUUUGUUAGAGAAAAUGACAAGAGAAAAUUCGAAAAGGAAGAGUUAUUGCCCGAGACUCAACUAAAGGAAUGGCUAGAAAAAGUUGAGGAAAAGAAACAGGAGUUCGAAAACGAAUUGAAAACUGGUGAAGUCGAAUUGAAAUCAACUUGGAGUUCAGUGGAAAAGAUAAAAGCACAAGUAGAGAAGUUAGAACAGCGUAUUCAGACUAGUUCCAUUCAAUUGAAGGACAAAGAAGAAAACUCCCAGGUUUCUUUGGGAACUUCUAAAAUCAAUUAUAUCGACCCAAGACUUUCGGUGGUAUUUUGCAAAAAAUUUGACGUUCCAAUAGAAAAAAUUUUCACAAAGACUUUAAGGGAAAAAUUCAAAUGGGCCAUAGAAUCAGUAGAUGAAAAUUGGAGAUUCUAA